AUGUCGAAGUUCUUCAAAGGAGCUGUAAGCUCCGAGUCGUCUUCUGAAUCUGAAAUUUCAGAUGUUGAAGAGGAGGUACAGACGAAGAAAGUCCCACUUGCCCGUGAUUUCGCAUAUCCGAGUGACAGCGAAGAUGAAGAGAAACGUGUCGUGCGAACUCACAAAGAGAAGAAAUUCAAAGAGUUAAAAGAUCUCAUCAAGCAGGUCAAUAAUGCAAAAAACAACAAGGAUUUCACGAAAAUUUUGUCGGCUUUUGACGAUCUUGUGAAGAUUUUUGAAAAGUCAAAGACUGUAUUUGCUCGACAGAAUAUCUCCACUCCUCGAUUUUAUGUUAGGUACCUUGUCGACUUGGAGGAUUUCGUACUUGGCUUUUGGGACAACAAGGAAGCGAAAAGUGCCCUUUCGAAAGUAAACUUGAAAGCCCUCACCAACCUGCGUCAAAGAGUUCGCAAAUAUGUGAAGGAGUUUGAGCAGAAAAUUGCUGAAUAUAGAGAAAGCCCAGACCCACCUGGCUAUGAGACACCCGAAGAAGAAGAAGAGGCCAAAGAAUCGGGCGAAGAAGGUGGCGAAAUAGCAAUACCUGCCGGCAAGGAAAAGAAGAAGGAUCUCUCCAGCAGCGAAAGUGAGAGUGAUUCGGAUUGGUCGACGGAUACUGACUCAAGCGCUUCCGAUGACGACGCCGAUUUUGGUUCGAAAAUGGAGGCACUUAGAAGACAUUUCUUGAAGAAAGAAUUUCGUGGAGAAGAUGACGCAACUGCUGAGAAAAAGAAAGAGAAGAAACGGAAGCAAAGGGAGCAGCAUAAGCCAAAGGUAUUUCCUAUAUUUUCAAGAUGUUGUUAAUG
This is a messenger RNA of Strongylus vulgaris, 842 nucleotides long. The record is from the annotation of a GenBank genome assembly. Lineage: Eukaryota; Metazoa; Nematoda; Chromadorea; Rhabditida; Strongylidae.